Messenger RNA from Papilio machaon (common yellow swallowtail), 1337 nucleotides. RefSeq lists its product as uncharacterized. Bases 320 to 1237 code for a protein of 305 amino acids. The transcript has 5 exons. The record is from RefSeq and is a predicted model, not a curated record. Lineage: Eukaryota; Metazoa; Arthropoda; Insecta; Lepidoptera; Papilionidae.
UUGGAUGUGUCAGUGAGAUGCUUUACAGACUGACUGGCCAGUCGCAGGUUGGCGCGUGUUGAGGACGGUUGCCUCUGCGUUACUAUUCGAUACUUUGUAUCGGACUUGUGCGGAUCGUAUUAAUAUUGUGUAUACAAACUUUGUGUGUGUGUUAGUUUUAUUCUGUGUGUAUUAAUUUGAGUUCUUUUUUUAAUUAGGGCUACUUGUUUUUCUUGUGUUUAAACGGGCGUGAUGUCUGCUGAUCAUCACUAAUGACCAAGUGAAUACACGACUGGAAUUGUUUUCGCGCAGGCGCAACAGAUCUAACGACGCCGCUGUCAUGACGCUGCACUGGUGGAUGCACUGGUUCUGGGUGACGAUGUUGCUGUCUUUAAUAGCAAGCAGCGGGCCAGCACUCGGGGCGCCCCAGUCCAGGCAGCUGCAGCCCGUGCCGACAGCGACCGAUGCGGCUGAGACAGCGCAGUCUCACGCAGAGCGCCAGCCUCGCGCUAUGUACUUCACCAAGGCUGUGCCUCUCCCCCUCCCCCACACGCCACCUACCACAGUCAACAUCAGCGACACCGAUACCACCCCCACACCACCCAUUACCAACACCUCUGAACACACGCAAACAAACGCAACAUUCAACACCACCACACAAGUAUCGCCAAUAAAGUGGACAAAAAUCAACACAACUGAGACUACCAAUGUAUCCAUUGGACUACAAAAUACAACAAGAAAUGCAACGCUCCUGACAUUCAUAGACCCUAUAAUCGACCCGCAGAAUGCAACGUUAAAUUCUAGAAAGCGUAAUCUGACGCCCGACUCAGUGAGGGACGACGCGAGUCUAGAAGGUAUUUCGGAGAGCAGGAUCGUGACGGAAAAGCCUCUGUCUUUAGAAACGACCUUACUGCAGACCAAGAUGCCGCCAAUCAUAGAAUCUUCUAGACAAGUAAUAGAGCCGGACAACAGGAUGGACACGGGCGCGAUCGCCGGCAUAUCGUUUGCGGCGCUGGUGCUGACGGCGCUCGCGGGCAGCACCGGCUUCGUGCUGUACCGCCGCCGGUACCUCAACAAGCCACAGACGCUCAACGACAAGUGCUCCAAUCCCGACUCCAGCGGGUACCUAGACGAUAGCACCAUUAGAGACAAUUCAGAGGAGAUGUACAGUUUGGACAACGAUUCCUUCCUUAACUCUCUGGAGGCGAUGACAAUCCAGAACUAUUGGACCGACACUGUCAAGCAUACCAAACUCUAGUCGAGGUCAACUUAUAAUGGACAGUUCAUCUUUCGACUGACUCUGUGUAUUGCUAGGUAUAUACCCUUGAAAAUAUUUUGGCAACGAAUUAAUGUCUAUU